Molecule: messenger RNA, 1559 nt
Organism: Heteronotia binoei (common prickly gecko)
Lineage: Eukaryota; Metazoa; Chordata; Lepidosauria; Squamata; Gekkonidae
Gene: EFNA3
Product: ephrin A3
Exons: 5
Coding region: 66-734 (222 amino acids)
Biological process (GO): axon guidance; ephrin receptor signaling pathway
Cellular component (GO): plasma membrane
Molecular function (GO): ephrin receptor binding
Source: RefSeq, a predicted model, not a curated record
UUCUGGGUCUCUCUCGUCUCGGCCACGAUCGCGCCGGGCGCUGCGCUGCGCUCCGGGCCGGCGGGAUGGCCGCGCUCCUGCUGCCUCCGCUCCUGCCGCUGCUGCUCUUGCUGUGCCGCGGCCCCGCCGGCAGCCUGGGCAACCGGCACGCGGUGCAUUGGAACAGCUCCAACCCGCACUUGCGCCGAGAGGGCUACACGGUCCAGGUGAAUGUCAACGACUACUUGGACAUCUACUGCCCGCACUACAACUCCUCGGUGCCCGAGGGGCGCAUGGAGCAGUACAUCCUGUACAUGGUGAACCACGAGGGCUACCGGACGUGCAACAUCAGCCAAGGGUUCAAGCGCUGGGAGUGCAACCGCCCACGCGCCCUGCACAGCCCCAUCAAGUUCUCAGAGAAGUUCCAACGCUACAGCGCCUUCUCGCUCGGCUACGAGUUUCACGCCGGACACGAGUACUACUACAUCUCUACUCCGACGCACAACCACCGCCGGGCCUGCCUCCGAAUGAGAGUCUUCGUCUGCUGUGCUUCUACGUCGCACUCUGGGGAGAAGGCGGUGCCGACCCUCCCGCAGUUCACUAUAGGGCCAGAGGUGAAGAUCGAGGACUUGGAUAAUUUUAACCCCGAGAUGCCCAAGUUGGAGAAGAGCAUCAGUGGGACCAGCCCCAAACGGGAACACUUGCCCCUGGCUGUGGCCGCCGCCCUCUUCCUCAUGACUCUCUUGGCCUCCUAGCCGCGCGGGGUGCCGAGGGAGAGCACCGAACCGCCUGCGCGGACCCAGCUCCCUCCCCAGUGACUCCCCUUGACGUCGUGAAAGGACAAACAAUUAAAAAAUGAUCUAUUUAAACUGCAACGAGACAGCAGGACAGGCAGACGGGGAGUGCCACGGUGGUGGAGCGUGAACCUUUUUUAUUUUCCUGACGGCGCCACCCUCUCCCUCCCCCAGCAAAGGGAACAUCGCCGCUGCAGCCUGCCCUCUCUUUCUCUCGCCUGCCCCGUCUGCCUGUCGCUCGGGGGGAGGGGAGAUUCAAAGGAGGUCGUGGGGUUUUGCCUACCGGGACGGGAGCCCCGCCCGCCUGCGAACUUGAGCGGGGAGGGGGCUGUCCAGUGCCCUGCCAGAAGGCGUGCUCGACAUCCGGGCCUCCAAGCCGAACAGUGGCCUAAGGACCGUGGGCCACCGAAGCAAUAGGCCACCUGCCUGUCUCUUUUUUGGAGGGAGGGUCCUAGGCACAGCAUGGCAGCAAACACCCGGAGCGGCAGAGAUCGCCUUGAAGACCUCAGCCGGCUCGAGCCGUAACACGAGGAUGCCGCAGUGGGGCCGUGUUUCCAAGAGGGAGAGCUGUGCCCUGUUUGGAGAGGGGCACCUUGCCCUACCCCGCAGUGGGGGGCACUGUAUGCCUGGUGACUCUUGACCUGGGAGGUGUGGUACCCUAGUUCCGGGGUACCUGUACAUAUCGCGAUGUGUUGUGUACAGAGAGAGGCUCUAUUAUCCGUGUCUAUAGAUUAUCAUAAACUGUUCUCGUAGUGGGUGGGCACGGGGCGGGCGCCGGCCUGCCUG